This is a messenger RNA of Neospora caninum, 3369 nucleotides long. RefSeq lists its product as hypothetical. The record is from RefSeq and is a predicted model, not a curated record. Bases 1 to 3369 code for a protein of 1122 amino acids. The transcript is spliced from 3 exons. NCBI's taxonomy places the organism in Eukaryota, Apicomplexa, Conoidasida, Eucoccidiorida, Sarcocystidae. Gene Ontology annotation, molecular function: metal ion binding.
AUGGAACACCGAAUCAAGCGAUCGAACCGCCCCAGGUCCAAAACUGGGACAGUCUGUAUUUCGGCUCCGUCCACCCGCGUGACGUCUUCAGUGCAGCAAGCGAAUUUGGCGCGCGAAAUAUUUUGGAAGACUCAGCUGUGUCCGAAGCUCCAUUCCACAGGAGUCUGUGCGCGAAAAGACCAUUGCAGCUUUGCACACUCCCAGGAGGAGCUCAGAACGCCACCUGAUCUGCGCUGCACCAAGUGGUGUCGUCGCGUCUUUCGGGGGCAAGUCUGCGAUGACCCCGGGUGUCCGUACGCCCACAGCAAGGAGGAUCUCCGGUGUAACGGCCAUCAACUUCUCACAUUCAAAACUGCAAUGUGCAAAUUCCAUGCGAAAGGGGUCUGCCUCAGCGGAGAAUCUUGCCGGUUCGCGCACACUGCAGAGGAGCUACGGGGGGGUGCCGACGAGGCAAGCACGCACAGCGAAGACCGUCUUCAACAGGACACCAGCCGCGGCAGCAUUAGUACGAGCAGCGAGACGUCCGGACAGGAUUGUGGCGAGUCAGCAGUCGCGGCGCACUUGGUAACUUCUGCCCUGCGCGCACUGGAGUCUUUAAAUAAAGCGCGAAUAAAAAACACUAGAGAGAAAACCCCUCCGUGGGAAGAGGAAACGGGGCGUUCACCAGUCGGCCUAGCGUCUGGGAUAGACGCUGAACCGGAGGACGCGCUCUCGUCUGCCAGUCUGCCUCACAGCCUUGCGAAGGGAAAAUAUCAAAACGGCACGCAUCUGAUGCCGGGUCUUCGUGUCGGGGUUCACCACGCGUUUGUACAGCGUACUGGACGUGGCCGCGCCGAUGUGGUCACUGAACGGAAAAAGUCGACAGCUCGUGCAGUCGAGAUCCUCGAAGGUGGGCCGUGUGACGCUGGCGCUCUCCCGGCGACGAACAACUGUUUGAGAAAAGCCCCGUCUAAGGUGGAAAGUGCGACGCAGCUGAAGAGGAGAGUGAGCGUUUCGAAGGACCAGACAGAGAAGGGCCGUGCCAGAAAAAAUGGCUCGCUGUGUAGCCGGCAGAACGAUCAGCCGAAGACCGUGCCCAAGACCCGGCUCCUGUCGUACAAGCUGACCCUCUUGAAACGAGGGAAACAGGACCGUCCACUUUUUGGAAUGGAUGCGGCCCCGGUACGCAUUGCAGUAGGCCCUCGGGAGGAGAGCGCAUUUGUUUCCGUUGACUCCCCUAGGACAGGAAGCCACCAACCCCGUACCACCGGUGCCUGCCCCAUCUACCCGUACGACGCGUCCGUGCCUCGCCCAGAGGCCCGUUUCGCAAGAGAAUCGGCAUCGCGUUCAAGCAGUGGAGACUCUCGACAUAGCGUAAAUAACAGCUCUCUGAACCCUGAGGCACCGCCCUUCAUUCCAGCGCUUCUCCUGGGAUCCUCUACGCAACAUGGCGUCCGGCUUGGAGCUUCGCCCUCCCUGCCCGGUCUCCGAAACCUUGCGACAGCCUCCUUUCUGUCCUCGGAUGCGAUGCCGAUCCGUGCUCGCGAAACUUUUUUGGUUCACGGAAAUGCUUCGUCGCCGGCCAGUUUGGGGGGUGCUGGAGCGAGCGAUGUGGCGAGGUUCCUUCAGGAGACCAUGACUGCUCUUUCCGCAGCGUCUCCUGAGGGACCUCACCGCCAUGACGCCUUGCUCCGCGACUUGAGCGGCGAAGCCGCGGCGACUGGGGCUAGCUGUGCAAACGUGGCGUGCAGCGGGAGCAGCCUUUGUGGAGAGGUCGGAGCCGGGAUGAACAGCACACUGUUUCCAGGUUUACCCACCGCAGUGGCUGCCGACAGGGGGGAGAGUCAGGGUGCUGCGGCUUUGGCGGCGUUGCUUGCAGUGUCUCGACUCCUCUCCCCAACAGGCAACGGCGCUCCGCCAGUGAAUGCGCCAUCCAACCAGAGAUUGCCAGGUGCCUUCGCCUCCUCCGCUGCUCUAGGAGAGUCAGCAGACCCUUCCCGGAGACUGACGUGCACACAAGAGAAGAACGACUCUAGUACGAAUGCCUGGAGCACCUUGGUGGCAGCUCUCGUGGCAAUGGCGCCCCACCUGGCGAAGAGCGGAACAUCCGCGGCGGCACACAGCUCCCCGGCGUAUCAGCGCGCCACAGCGCAGACAGCAGAACACGCAGGUUGCUACCGCUAUGCACGUUGGGUGGGAAGCGGUCCUCCCCCUGCAGUCAGCUCGGCGCCGCCCACGAGGGAUCUGCUUGAUUCGUGCACUGGUUGCGUGGCUCCACCUGUUCAGCGGUUUCCGAACGUCCCAUCCUCUCUGGCAGAAACGUCAAGGAAGCUUCCGUCCCCACUGGAGUCUUACCGCCCUGCCGCCUUGUCGAGCGUGGAGACGCCUUCUCGACCUACGACUGCCGUUGGGCCGCUGGCGUCUACAUGCGAGGCUUCCGCCGCUUUGUCCGCCUGGCUGGAUCCUUUUUCGCUCGCCUCUUCCCCCCAGCCUCCGUCUGUCCAGCCGUUUGAACAGCUCAACGCGUUUCUAGGUCUGUCCUCCUCGGCUCCAGGCGGGGCCGGAGGCGACGCGUCUCCGCUGUGCCCCCACCUUUCUUCGUUUUCUGACUCUCUGGCGUUCGCGAACCGUCAUGGGCUUCAGUCGCGGCACCCACACGCCCUUUUCCCGAUUGCGUCACAAGGAAGCUACGAUGGGGCAGGGGUUGGAGGGAGGACCGAAGCGGGCUGGCGCGACUCUGUCGAGUCCUUUUCCGGCGCCUUGAGAACCGCGUCCCUCCCGCGGAGCACUCAAGCACGCGCAGAGGGUCCGAGCUCACGGCCGGUGAGAGAGGGAGAGACUCACGCGGAACAAUCAGCGGCAGAGCGAGGAAAGAACGGGAGCCUCGCAGUGACGGCUGGUGCUCUCGUAGACGUGUUUUCCUCUGUGGCCUUCAUUGACGAUUCGCAGAGGGCGGGAGACCCGAGAAAGGGUGAAGCUGUCCAAGGGAGGUCGGCACUCACCACAGGCGAAGGGACGAGCAAAGGCGAUUUGGACAUGCCCUCCCCCCUUUUGACUGUCACCACAGAACCCGGGCCUUCCCUCGCGAGUCGUGGAAGCUUCGCAGCUGGCGACGAUCUGUUGAGCGGCAUGAAUGGAGUGGAGGCGGAGGCCGACGCCAACAAAGAUGUCCUUUUCGGAGACGAGAGAGAGGCGGAAACAGAAAUAUGGGCAACUUUUGAAGAUCCUGCUGGCGCGCGACUCGCGGACGCGUCGAGCAAGAGGGAAGACCCGAGUGCGAACAGGGCCGCUGUCUGGGUUCCCCUCAGUGGCCUGUCAUGCCCUUUGCCGGGCAUUCCAAAGGAGGAACCUGGUGCAUUUCCAACAGUUUCUUCGACCAGCCAAGAUUAG